AUGGCGCAGGACGACCAUAUCACCCCGAUUCAGCCGACUCGCAAUGAUCCCAUCAAGGAGAAAGCGGCCCAAUUUCUGGCCACCGUAAACGAAGACCGUACCUUCACAGUCGAGGAGGAAAAGGCCGUGUUGAGACGGAUCGACCGGCGCGUCCUCCCUUUGCUGUUAGGAGCAUACUUCUUCCAGCAGCUCGACAAAUCGUCCCUCUCGUACGUUUCCAUCUUUGGCAUCGUGGAGGAUGCAAACCUCCAUGGCAAGCAGUAUUCAUGGCUGGGGUCAAUUUUAUAUCUGGCGCAGCUAGUCAUGCAGCCUAUUGCCGCGUUGCUACUGGUCAAAUUGCCCACGGGGAAGCUGAUCGGAUCGGCGGUGUUUCUCUGGGGAAGCUCCCUUGCUAUCAUGGCCGCUUGCACGAACUUUCCCAGUCUGCUAGGAUUACGAUUUACUCUCGGCGCAUUUGAAGCCAUGAUCGCCCCUUCCUGCGUGGCCGUCACGCAAAUGUGGUGGAGACGAGGCGAACAGACACUCCGGACAGCCUUCUGGAACGGAAUGAACGGCGUGACCUUUAUCAUCGGCAGCUUGUUCACCUACGGACUGGGCCAUAUCCACAGCGACAGUCUAUUCUCAUACCAGAUCAUCUUCAUGUUCUGCGGUCUCCUGACGGUCGCCUACUCCUUCCUCAUUUUCAUCUUUAUGCCCGACUCUCCCAUGGAAGCGAAGUGUCUCAGCGACCGUGAAAAAGUGAUUGCUGUCGAGCGGCUCCGCGCCAACCAGAUGGGGAUCAUUUCGCGGGAAUGGCGAUGGGAUCACGUCUGGGAGACAUUCUACGAUCUCAAAACGUGGUGCUGGUUUUUUCUCGUCGUGUCGAUAUCAAUCCCAAGCGGGGGCAUCAGUACAUUCGGCAACCUCAUCAUCAAAUCCUUUGGGUAUAACAGCUUCGAAACCAUUCUCUUCAAUAUUCCAUUUGGCGUUAUUCAGAUCAUUGCCAUCAUCGGCGGGGGCUGGCUAGCCACUCGAUUCCAGCGCAAGGGUCUGGUCAUCGUGGGAUUUGCGCUCAUCGCUGCCGUUGGAACCUUGCUCAUGAUUGUUGUCCCGAGGGAGCAGAAGGGGGUGCUCUUGUUCGGAUACUACCUGGUAUCGUGCCUGGCGGCCAUCACGCCGUUGAUAUAUGCGUGGGAGGCACAGAAUACCGCAGGCGAUACGAAGAGAAAAUGCACGUCGGCAGUGGUCUUGGUGGGAAUGUGUGCAGGAAAUGUCAUUGGCCCCCAGCUAUAUUCCACAUCACAGGCGCCACUCUAUCGUCCCGGGUUGAUUUCGAAUCUGAUAAUGUUUGUUAUCGUAGCAGGGUUUUCUAUAAUGACAAACCUCUACCUGGUGUACCUGAACAGGAAACAGGCGAAGAGAAGACGUGAACUCGGCAAGUCCGCUCACAUUGUGGACGAGUCGAUGCUCAGCAAGAAGCAUCUGGAGGGUAAGGCAUUGGAACUUGAGGAGGUCGCUCCUGCACCACCGGCUCCGACCGAGGACAAAGGCUUCUCUGACACCACGGAUCUGAAGAAUGAGGAUUUCAUCUAUGUGUAUUAG
This is a messenger RNA of Aspergillus lentulus, 1581 nucleotides long. RefSeq names its product putative transporter C757.13. Gene Ontology annotation, biological process: transmembrane transport. The record is from RefSeq and is a predicted model, not a curated record. NCBI's taxonomy places the organism in Eukaryota, Fungi, Ascomycota, Eurotiomycetes, Eurotiales, Aspergillaceae. Gene Ontology annotation, cellular component: membrane. Gene Ontology annotation, molecular function: transmembrane transporter activity.